Messenger RNA from Pimephales promelas (fathead minnow), 1452 nucleotides. RefSeq names its product C1q and TNF related 6b (gene c1qtnf6b). Lineage: Eukaryota; Metazoa; Chordata; Actinopteri; Cypriniformes; Leuciscidae. Gene Ontology annotation, molecular function: protein binding. The record is from RefSeq and is a predicted model, not a curated record.
UUGAGGAGUGAGAGAGACGGUCGAGUCGCUGAAGGUGCUCGAGGACACAGCGGCGUCGUGAUGUUGGGUGUGUUUCUGCUCCUGCCCCUCGUGGCGUCUGUCCCACCCCCUUCCAGGCCGACGCCCAGAUACUGCCGUCGCUGCUGCGAUCACUUAGACCCGCCUCUCAUCCCCACAGCCAAUCAGACGCCGGAGAUCCGCACCAUCAUUAACAUGACCAUUCUGAAAGGUGAAAAGGGGGAUCGUGGAGACCGAGGGACGCCUGGUAAAGCCGGAGUGGACGGACCCCCAGGAUUCCCAGGUGUUUCGGGGCCCAAAGGCAGUAAAGGAGACACUGGGACCCCCGGAGACCCCUGCAAAACCCAGCAGUCGUCCUUCUCCGUGGGCCGACGCAAAGCUCUGCACAGCGCCGACUACUACCAGGCCUUGAUCUUCGACACCGUCUUCGUGAACCUGGACGAACACUUCAACAUGUUCAAAGGGAAGUUCUACUGCUUCGUCCCGGGAGUCUAUUUCUUUAACGUUAACAUUCACACCUGGAACUUCAAGGAGACGUACCUGCACCUGAUGCUGAACGAUCGCCAGCAGGUGAUCCUGUACGCGCAGCCCAGCGAACGGUCCAUCAUGCAGAGCCAGAGCGUCAUGCUAGCACUCGAGCUCAACGACGAGGUGUGGGUGCGACUCUACAAGCGCGAGCGCGACAACGCCAUUUACAGCGACGACGUGGACGUCUACAUCACAUUCAACGGGCAUCUGGUGGCUCCUAAAGUCUAGGUGGAGGAAUCGCAGUCGGGUGGAGAUCUAGAGGAUGUUUGUGUGUGUGUGAACCUUCCCAGCAAGCACGUAUAGGCUAAAACAAGGCAAAAUUUGGGCUGUCAAUUAAAAUUUUUUAGACGUCUAAAUCUCACAAGUUAAUUUGGCUAAACGACAUGUGACCAAAUUCAAGGUUAUUUUGGCUAGAAGUGUGUGGGAAUACAUUGUUGACCUGGACGGUGAAAUGACGGCUGUUGCUUGCUGGGUUUAGCUUUUCAAUUGAACACUCUGCUGUUGUCUCUCACCUCAUUUUGGAGAAAUUACGAUACGUGUAACAACACUUGCCUUGAAAGGCAUAAAGACUUGUACAGUGUUUGAUUUGAGCUGCUGAGCAGCCUGUCGAUUAACAAUGAGCAGGACUUUAACUCUAAACCCCUUUCUCUUCCCUCACUCCCCUGUGAUCAGGAUAUGGUCAACAUGAAUUUGACCACCUCGAUAUUGUUUAUUCAUAUAUUGAACCGCACCUAUUCUGCUUUUUCCAUAUUUCUUUAGUGUGUAAUGUUUGAGCAUAAACAAGCUCCAGUUAUUCUCUAUAUCAGCGUCACUCCCUGAAACGCCUCGAGUUUCUUCCACGUCACAAUAUUCCUCAUUAUAAUAAUUCAUGCACAGAAUAAAGGGGCGGGGCCUGGUUGAGUUAGU